Molecule: messenger RNA, 702 nt
Organism: Eremomyces bilateralis CBS 781.70
Lineage: Eukaryota; Fungi; Ascomycota; Dothideomycetes; Eremomycetales; Eremomycetaceae
Exons: 3
Coding region: 1-702 (233 amino acids)
Biological process (GO): Golgi organization; intracellular protein transport; endoplasmic reticulum to Golgi vesicle-mediated transport
Cellular component (GO): endoplasmic reticulum-Golgi intermediate compartment; Golgi apparatus; endoplasmic reticulum
Source: RefSeq, a predicted model, not a curated record
AUGGCGCGAGAAACAUUUGGACGGCCUCGAAUAGGCCAAUUCCUAUCCUACCUCCUCUUCGCCAUACUAAUUCUCCCUUCGCACGCCCUACAUUUCUUCAUCGACUCCGCCGGACCGAAAUGUUUCUACGAGGAACUCCCGAAAGACACCAUGGUAGUUGGGGACUACAAAGCGGAGCGAUUUAGUGAACAAACCGGCAAAUACGAAAUCGACAACCACAUGAAAGUCUACAUCUCAGUCGAGGAAGUGUUCGACAAUGACCACCGCAUCGUCAGCCAACACGGCGACGCGAAAGGCCGCUUCACAUUCAGCGCAGCUGAUUCCGGCGAUCACCGAUUAUGUUUUGUCCCAACCCCGGCAUCGAUCGCGGGAAGCUGGCUCUCCGGCGGUCACCCGGAUAACAAGGGUAUCAAGUUCACCUUGGACAUGGUGAUCGGCGAAACGAGUGCGAUCGAGAGCAACGAUAAGGGGAAGCUUCAGGAUAUUGUCACCCGAGUGAGGGAUUUGAAUGGGCGCCUGCAAGACAUCCGGAGGGAACAGGUCUUCCAAAGAGAACGCGAAUCCGAGUUCCGCGACCAGUCCGAAUCGACCAACGCCAAGGUCGUAAAAUGGACCCUCGUCCAGCUGGUGAUUCUGGGCGUUACGUGUGCUUGGCAACUGUCGCAUCUUCGAUCAUUUUUCAUCAAACAAAAGCUCACGUGA